UCUUAUUUACAGUUAGCCGCACGGAAUCUGGGCACACUGCUUUGGAACGAAAUUGAAAUAAAUAUUAGGACAUGGAGACGCACGACGCCCUUUUCAAGGCGGAAUCUGGUGCGCAUCAGGAUGAGGCAAAGCGCCAGGAGCACCUGCAGCUCAUCCGGGAGCUGCACCACCAGCAGGGCGUCCCCGUGGGCGUGGCGGCCGAGCGUCUGCAGCAGCUGUUCGCGGAGGUGCGAGCAAGAGGGCACCACGACCUGUUGCGCCUGUGGCAGCUGUGGCUGAGCGAACUAAUCCUGGCCAGGCGGAUCAUCCUGGUGAGGACACACCUCCUGGCGGGCGAUCUACUGGCCGGCGGGCAGCAGAGGCCGCCGAAUGCGGCCAUCCAACUGCUGCUGGCUCUGCUGAAAACGACGCCCAAGGAAAAACUGGUGGAUUUCUGGCCCAUGUUGAGCGCAUUUCCCCAUCCCAAGGAGGUGGACGCAGCCCUGCUGCUCCUGCAGUGCCAGGAGCUGGUGCUGGCCGAGCUGCCGGCGGAGGAGUCACCGGCGGAGGAGGCCGGCCUCAGCCGCAACCUGGCCAACUCACUAAUCCACAUGCAUUUCGAAAGCUCCUGGGUGACAGUUCCCGCCGAGAAGGAGGUUGAGCAGCUGCCCCUUCUGCUGGCGCACAGCUUGCAGCUGCUCCAAAAGCUGGUGGCCCGACAGCAGCCGGACUAUGCGACGGAACGGGUGCCCGAGCUGAUGGGCCUGGUCCAGUGCUACCUGCAGUAUGGAGAAAUGGAGAAGGGAGCGCCUCCCAAGCCACGCAAGUUGCCGCCCGCUCAGCAGUCGGCCGCCUAUGGCCAGGAGCUCGAGGAGCCGGAGCAGCAGCAGCCCGGCCAGAAGUCCGGCUCCGGCGGCCGCAAGAACAAGGUGCGCAAGAUGCGAUCGCUGGCCAAGCAGCGCAACCAAGCGGCAAUCAGUGAGCCCCUGGAGGCGGGGGCCUCCCAUUCCCGGGAGCGCCUGCUGCUGGUGGGCAACCAGGACUACGGCUGCCUCACCGGCGACUCGGGCGAAUACGGCCAGCCCUCCGAUACGGACCAGCCUGCGGCCGGCACCAAGCACCUCCGCCAGCUGCAGGCCAAGGUGAGGAUAUCCGCCCUGCACCUGCUGGCAUCCCUGACCAACCAGCUGCCGCGCCGCUCGCUGUACGGCUACUGGCACGUCCUCUUCCCCGACGGCGACUCGGGCGGCAGUCGCCACCUGCUCCAGCUCGGCCAGAGGGACACCAAUGCGCGCUGCCGUGCGCUGGCCCUGCAGCUGGGCGCCCAGCUGCUGUACGGCUCCAAGGGAUUCCUGAGCCAGGCCUGCUCGCGCGGACCCAGCAACUUCACGCCCUUCGCUGUCAGCCUGGCCAGCUCCGUGCUGGCCGCCUACCGCACCCUGAGCGCCAUCCUGGAGCGGGAGUACGCGCCGCCCGUGCUGACGCAGUGCCUCAAGUGCCUGGCCGUUCUGGUGCAGGCCACGCCCUUCGACCAGCUGGAAAUGGGCUUCGUCUACGAGUUUGUGGGCCACGUCAAGAAGCUGGCCAAGAGUGCCCAUCCGCCGGUGGCCGUGACCGCGCUCCUGGUCAUGGAGAUGCUGGUGGGCACUGCCAAGCUCACGCCAGAGAUAGCCAGCUCGGUGGGAUUGGCCCCGAGUGAGAGGAACCUUCAGUUGGAGCAGAAACCUGUUGAGGAGGACUUUCAGGAGCUGUGCGACUCGGAUGCAGAGGUGGAACUGGAGGAGGAGCAGGAGCAGCAGGAGGGUGAGCAGCCGGCGCAACAGAAGGCAAUGAACCCCACCAAACUGACAGUGCCACCAGUGUCCAUUCCGCGCAACUCCUGGCUGCUGAGGCAGGUGCUCCGCUAUCUGGAGGGCCUGGGCACUCCGCUGAGCCUGCGCGUGGAGUGCUACCAGGUGCUCCAGGCCAUGGCCACGCACAUUGGCCUGCUGCGCGGCCACCAGGCGCGAUUAGCCUGGGUGAUCGCCGCCGGACUGCGUGAUCCGGUCGCCGAUGCGCGGCUCUAUGCCGCCCGUUGCCUGGACGCGGUGGGCUACCAGCUGGGCAGGCUGCCGCUGCCGGAGCCGGCGGAACGGGAGCUGCAGGUGUCCUUCUGGCUGUGCCUGCUGCCCGAGAUCUAUGGAGCCUACGACAACGCGGCCAGCUCUCCGCUGAAGUGCGCCCUCUGCAAUGCCCUGUCCAACAUGGGUGCGUUCAGCUUCGAGCGACUGUCAGAUGGCCAGAGGAGCGCGCUGCUGGCCUUCCUCAGCGGCUGCGCCAGCGACGACCAGGAGGAGCCGCUGGUCCGGGGAGCAGCGCUGCGGGCCAUGGCCGUCUUCGUGCUGCAUCCCUCGCUGAAGGCCGACCUGGGCUUCGUGGAGAAUGCGGCGGAGCUGACGCUGCGCCUCAUUGGUGAUGCCCAGCUGCUGGUGCGGAUCAAGGCCGCCUGGGCGCUGGGCAACAUCAGCGAUGCCCUGGUGGCCGUGGCCAUGCCCAGCCAGACGCAGAGGAUAUCUGCCGAACUGCUGGGGCGCCUCAUCCAGGCGGCCACCAAGAGCUGCGGCGACCACGACAAGGUGCGUGCCAAUGCGGUGCGCGCGCUGGGCAAUCUCCUGCAGAUCCUGCAGCUCCAGCAGAUCCAGCAGCUCCAGAACGCUGAGCAGAUGCAGCUGGCCAUGGCCAAGCUGCUGGACUGCGUUCGCUGCUCGGGCAAUGCCAAGGUGAAGUGGAACGCCUGCCAUGCCAUCGGGAAUCUGGUGCGGCACAGGGCCUUCUUUGCCAACGGCCAACUGGCCGGCAUACUGUUUCCCGCCCUCAAUGAGCUGACCGUGCGGCAUGCCAACUUCAAGGUGCGCACCAAUGCCGCCGGCGUGCUGCGCCAGGUGGAGCAGCGUCAGGAUCUGGGCGCCCACUUCGCGCUGGUGUGGCGCUCGCUGCUGGAGGCCCUGGAGCGCUCCAAUGCGCUGGACAGCUACGAGGAGUACAACCACCGGGAUGCGCUGCAGCAGCAGCUCUGCCUGGCCAUGGCCCACCUGCUGGCGCUGGCCCGCGGCUCGGAUCUGCCGGCGAUGCGGGAGGCCCUGGAGGAGGAUCGCCUAGAUGUGGUGCGGGCCACCUGGCGGCGCGUCGCAUUCCGCAUCGUUCCCGAGCAGUCGGCGCCGCUCUUCACCUGCAGUCCCCUGCUGGAGCAGCGCCUCCAGGCGGAGGUGACCACUGCACAGCGCAGCGCCCUGACCUUCAUCGCGAGCACACUGCGGCUGGAUCCGUAGGACCAUCCAUGGGUCAGGCCGGGAUCACAUGUACCAAGAACGGAAGUGAACUUCGAAAAAAAUCAGCUAUGUAUGUAUGUACAUAUGUACAUAUAACACCAGUACAUAGGCGUAUCUGGUAAAAAUCAAAGAAU
Drosophila gunungcola (fruit fly) is the source of this 3421-nucleotide messenger RNA. RefSeq names its product HEAT repeat-containing protein 6. The transcript has a single exon. The record is from RefSeq and is a predicted model, not a curated record. The coding region runs from base 72 to 3287 and encodes 1071 amino acids. NCBI's taxonomy places the organism in Eukaryota, Metazoa, Arthropoda, Insecta, Diptera, Drosophilidae.